Messenger RNA from Coregonus clupeaformis (lake whitefish), 7303 nucleotides. Its product is annotated as cAMP-specific 3',5'-cyclic phosphodiesterase 4D. Lineage: Eukaryota; Metazoa; Chordata; Actinopteri; Salmoniformes; Salmonidae. Gene Ontology annotation, biological process: signal transduction. Gene Ontology annotation, molecular function: 3',5'-cyclic-AMP phosphodiesterase activity. Bases 1784 to 3985 code for a protein of 733 amino acids. The transcript has 16 exons. The record is from RefSeq and is a predicted model, not a curated record. Gene Ontology annotation, cellular component: nucleus; perinuclear region of cytoplasm; cytosol.
UGUCUGAGUGUGUGCUGCAUCUGUGUGAGAGUCAGUGUGUGCAUCAGUCCCUGUGUGUGUGUGUGUCCUGCACAUACCACCAGGCGUAGAGUGGGUCUCUCUUGCUCAGUCUCCCCCCGCGUGGGCUCUCCUCCUGGGUGUUGCUAGCCAAACAACUCCCCCGGGCUGGUUCUAGGUCUGGGGGUAUGACCAGGGAAGGAAAGCCAGUCCAGAGAACCAUCAGGACAUCACAGACCAGGCACAGUUUCCUCAGAUGACACCUAGCAUACCUCUACCCCCACCACCAUGGAGGUAUCUUACCUAGACAUUAUAUACCUCUACCCCCAUGCUGAAAGUUCACUGCUGAUCACUUGCCAUUUGCUAGAUUUUUUGCUUGUUCAUACUGCCUUUGUGGCUUGAACCGGGAUUGGGAGUACGUUAACUUGCCUGACAGCUUUACUAUACAUAUUGAAAACCUCCAUUGCAGGAGAAAUGUGGUUUAGAAGUUUCUGGAGAGAAGCGCAGCUCUCCCUAGCAACUCUAUCCGUCUGACUGGUCGGGUUUUCCUCUCCACCCCCCGAGGCAGUUCGGUCCACCCAUCCGUCAGGGAGCGAGAGAAAAUUAAUCAAGCUGUCGACGCUAAGAGGAUCAAUAACAUGAGCGGUUAGCUGCCACCCCUGGCUGAACAUGAGCGGUUAGCUGCCACCCCUGGGCCUCCACGGACCAUUGACAUCACAGGAGGUAGUGAUCAACCAGGAAGCGAAAAGCUGACAUGCAGUUUUCUUGACAUGGCACCAACGUGGAAAAUGACCCAUGGAUGUAGGGUUAGAGCGGAAUCCUCACCUUUCACUUGGAGGAAAAGGAACGUUGUUCCUCCACUCAGAUGAAGUCUCAAAAAGUCUUAAUUUCCUUGGGUGAAUGAGAGAGGGAUGAAGUGGGUGAGGAAGAGCUAGCGACCAAGAGACAAAGAGAAAGGAGAGGUAGAAUUUUCUGGGGGAAUCCAGCGAAGAGACGUUCACGAUGAAGACCAUGACAAUGUGCCGGAAUGAGUUUGAUGUCCUAGUUGGAAGUCUUCCCAGGAAAAGGAGGGAAAGAGAGAUUUUGUCUUUUUGCUGUACUAUUGUGGAAUAUCCCUCUAACAGUAAAAGAGAGACAGGGGAUUUCCUGACUUGACUGGUUUCUGGUAGACUUUUCUGUGGAGUUUGUUUUUCAUGGGGGUAUUGAGAGAUCCUUACAUACCUGAGUAUUGACACACUCGCCUUAACCACUGAACCCUUGACAAAUAUUUACCAUGGUGUUGUCCCACUGGGCACAUAUGCCAGUUCAACGUCUAGUUUUUAUUUACAUUUGGCUGAGCUGUUACUGUAAAUUCAACAUGAAAUCAACAAAAAAUAUCACCAUGUCAAGGGAUUAAGGUUAAAAGUUAGGUGAAAAAAAGACGAAAUUCCCUUAUGUUGAUCACUUUUUGCAUAUCCAAUGAGUUUUCCAUGUUGAUUCAACAUCAUCACAUUGAUUUUUUGGGUUGAAAUAAUGUGGAAACAACGUUGAUUCAACCAGUUUUUGCCCAGUGCGGUAGUUCUAACCCCCGGCAUAAACCAGUUCACCAAAUGUCAUUGGACAAAAGUCACCCUCCCCAGCCACAUCGAAAUGCUCCUUCACUUUGAGAAGACAUCGAAUUUGACAUUCAAAAAACAUGUAAAAGGGGAGAGAACCAAACAGUGAGAGACCAUGUCUGUGGGAUUCUAGUAGUUUAUUUUAACCUGUGAGUGACACAUAGCAAAACGAGCACACACCUUUAGCUUAAAUGAAGGCGGGUCGCUCUCAGGCGGGACGGGAGAAGAAAAUGAUGCACGUGAACAACUUCCCCUUCAGGAGGCAUUCCUGGAUCUGCUUCGAUGUGGACAAUGGCACGUCAUCGGGACGCAGCCCCCUGGACCCCAUGGCCAGUCCAGGGUCGGGGCUCAUCCUGCAGGCCAACUUUGUCCACAGCCAGCGGCGAGAGUCCUUCCUCUACCGCUCUGACUCGGACUAUGACCUGUCACCCAAGUCCAUGUCCAGAAACUCCUCCAUCGCCAGUGACAUGAAUAACCACCUGCAGAGGCCAGGCCUGACCUCGCGACGGUCUGAGCCCGUCAUUAGUGGAAACCAUGGCGAUGACCUGAUAGUCACACCAUUUGCACAGGUACUGGCUAGUUUGAGAACAGUACGGAAUAACUUUGCUGCACUAACCAACUUGCAACAAGAUAGAGCCUCAAACAAGCGAUCCCCUAUGUGUAACCAACAACCACCCAUCACCAAGUCCUCUUUCUCAGAGGAGGCCUACCAGAAGCUGGCCACGGAGACGCUGGAGGAGCUGGACUGGUGCCUGGACCAGCUGGAGACCCUGCAGACCAGACACUCUGUCAGUGAGAUGGCCUCCACCAAGUUCAAGAGGAUGUUGAACAGGGAGCUGUCUCACCUGUCUGAGAUGAGUCGCUCAGGGAACCAGGUCUCUGAGUUCAUCUCCAGCACCUUCUUAGACAAGCAGCAUGACGUGGAGAUGCCAUGUCCACAGACGCAGAAGGAGAGGACGGACAAGAAGAAUGCCAAGCCCAUGUGUCAGAUCAGUGGGGUGAAGAAGCUGCAGCACAGCACCAGCCUCUCCAACUCUAAUAUACCCCGCUUUGGGGUCAAGACCGACACAGAGGACCAACUGGCUACGGAGCUUGAGGACAUCAAUAAAUGGGGCCUUAAUCUUUUUAAAGUCACCGAGCUUUCAGGAAACCGGCCUUUAACAGUCAUGAUGUAUACAAUUUUCCAGGAAAGAGAUUUAUUAAAAACAUUCAAAAUACCAUUAGACACCUUUAUAACCUACCUGAUGACUCUAGAAGACCAUUACCACGGCGAUGUAGCCUAUCACAAUAACAUCCAUGCUGCUGAUGUCACCCAGUCCACUCACGUGCUGCUGUCCACGCCUGCUCUAGAGGCUGUGUUCACAGACCUGGAAAUCCUAGCUGCAAUCUUUGCCAGUGCUAUUCAUGACGUCGACCACCCUGGGGUCUCCAACCAGUUUCUCAUCAGCACCAACUCGGAGCUGGCCCUCAUGUACAACGACUCGUCAGUCCUGGAGAACCACCACCUGGCUGUUGGCUUCAAGCUGCUUCAGGAAGAGAACUGUGACAUCUUCCAGAACCUGACCAAGAAACAACGGCAGUCCCUCAGGAAGAUGGUCAUAGACAUGGUACUAGCUACUGACAUGUCCAAGCACAUGAAUCUCCUGGCUGACCUGAAGACCAUGGUGGAGACCAAGAAAGUCACCAGCUCUGGAGUGCUGCUACUAGAUAACUACAAUGACAGAAUACAGGUCCUCCAGAACAUGGUGCAUUGUGCGGAUCUCAGCAACCCUACCAAGCCCCUGCAGCUGUACCGCCAGUGGACGGACCGCAUUAUGGAAGAGUUCUUCAGCCAGGGGGACAGGGAGAGGGAGAGAGGCAUGGAGAUCAGCCCUAUGUGUGACAAACACAACGCCUCUGUACAGAAGAGCCAGGUGGGGUUCAUCGACUACAUCGUCCACCCUCUGUGGGAGACAUGGGCUGAUCUGGUGCACCCUGACGCUCAGGACAUUCUGGACACUCUGGAGGACAACAGGGAGUGGUACCAAAGCACCAUUCCCCAGAGCCCCUCGCCCGCCCCGGACGAACCCGAUGACGGCAGCGGACGUCCCCCCGGAGGGGACAAGUUCCAGUUCGAGCUCACCCUGGAAGAGGACGGUGAGUCGGACACGGAGAAAGACAGUGGGAGUCAACCAGAAGAGGAGGAGAAUAGCUGUAACUCGAAAACGCUCUGCACGCAGGACUCGGAAUCCACGGAGAUCCCGUUGGACGACCAGCCGGAAGAGGAGGUGGAGGAGGAGGUGGUGGUGGUAGAGGAGGAGGAGGAGGAGGGUGAAGGGGUACGCAGGGAACCAAGUAUGGCGGAGUUGGAGGAGGAGGAUGAGGAGGGAGAGGAGGAAGGGGAGGAUACAUAGCAGAAACUGCGCUGGUUGCCAAACUGCGAGAGAGAGACUGUUGCGUUACGACGGUGACUCAAGGGACGAGGUGAAUACUAGUAAUCGUCACAAUGUUGGUGAUAUGGCAUCAUCGGGAGUUCCAAAGCACACGUUGCACUCCUCAAUCCCAGUCUUCUCCUCACUCCACUCCACCUGGAGGUGAUAUGGGGGCACAGACCCCCCACCUCCCCUCCCCCCAAGACUUCCUCCCUUGGAGCUCCACACUUUUGCACUCAGGAAUAUUUUAGUCGACUUUCUUGCCUCUUUUUUCAUUUAUCUUCUGGUUCAUUUGGCCUAUCGGGAGCGAGGUGACACCUGGUGGCCUUGAGUUCAAAAGGCCAACCUCAUCCUCCUGCCUCUCCUCUAGCUCCUCCCACUUCCUGUAAAUGCAGGAAGUAAACAGGAAGUGUUCUUUGACUCCCAGACUGAGCACAUGGGCAACACACAAGAUGCUUGGAACAGUCCCAACUGUAGCAUCAUGGGAGGACAGCCAGAGGGGGGAUAGAUGGAUUGCAAGGUGACCCCUGGACUGCAAGGUCACCCCAGUCCACUAAUACCAUCUGAAAAACCAAUGAGGGAUAUUAUAGGGAGAGACAGACAAAUAAAUACUUUGCGAGAGGAUUUCAAAGAGACCUUUUUUUCUAAAGUUCAAGUCUUCCUUGAAACCAGACUGGUAGAAAACGCUGUUUUUGACCUCAGUUUUUGUAUUGUAGUAAAACUUAAAUCUUUUUGUAGAUAACUUUUGUUAAUGGAGAGUGAGAGAGAGAGAGAGAGAGAGAGAGAGAGAGAAAAAGUGGAGGAAGAUGUUCAAUUUAAAAUCUUCUUCGUCAUCUAUUGCAACCAUUGAAACUUGAUUUUUAGAAGAUAUAUGUUACAUCAUAACAUAAUAGGUGUGGUCUUUCUGGGAAAGUGUGCUGAGUGGAUGUGACUAAAGCUCUCUGCACUCAAUCUGCUUUAUCUUCACACCCAGGUAUUUCAGAUAGGGGCAACUUAUAUGAACAUGUGUGGUUUUCUGUUUGAGACUGUUGGGGUUCUUCAUGUAACUUUACUGCAGCUUUAAAUGUACCAACUCUUUUUCUUUUUUUAAAACAGAAAGAAGCCGGUAACUACUGACCUUAAGAACAUAAUAAUAAUAAUAAUAAUAAUAUAUAAAAUAUACGUAGGCCAUGUUUCCAUUUACAGUAAAUAUGACAUGGUAGGUCUUGUUAACAUCCUGAGUAUGAGGCAUGUAGCGAUUUAGUUCUAUCCAACCAAAUAGACUGUCCAAAUAGACUGUCCAAAUAGACUGUCCAAAAAGACUGUCCAAAUAGACUGUCCAGUCUAUCUACAAAUUGUUAAAUCUGUUUUGAAAUAGGUGGUACAUUUUUCUCAGCUGUUAAGGAUUAUGAAUAACCCCAUUGACCUUCACUUAGCUUCCAUAAACACUCAAAGUUAUCAGUGAUAUCUGUAACACUUUAGCAUAUAGUCACACAUUCAUAUCUUCUGGGUUUCAUCAUUUCAAAACUGAAUUCAUCUGAAGUACAAAGGGACGUGAGCUAUUGAUGGAACUGAUGUUGUUUUACACAAAACAAAUAACAAGGGUGUAUUCACGUACACUCUAUAUGUAUUGCAAAAUUAGAAAUAUUGCAAAAAAUAUUUGUCAAAUGAAAAUAGUGACUGUAUUCUAAAGUGUUCCAACACAUGUAUACCUGCUUGUAUUGCAUUGGCUAAGGCUAUCUGCAUCUGGCCCUUUAUGUUGUACUGAAUCAUCAUCCCACGUCUUUACAAUCUGCCUAUUUCAAAUGUCUGGAUUACUAGAAUGACAAACACUUUGACAAUAUUUGCCUUUGUUCUUUUUCAUUAUUAUAAUAAUUUUCUCUUAUUGGGAUUUCACAUUGGACAUUGACUAUCACCUGCAUAGUUUAAAAAUCUACCUUUCAUAUUUGAAUACUUCAUAGGUAUGUGUGUAUAUGUAUAUAGCUGUACUGCUAGCAUCAAAACCAUUAACAGACUCUUCCAUACAUGUCAUGCCUCAUAUGAGGACACAAUCCCAUAUAAUCCAUGGUAUUUGGAAAGAAUUCCACUAAAUUGAAGUAGUAGCACAGUAAUUGCAGAUGCUUUAUGUUUUAGAUUUCAUAUUGCAAUAUAUUUGUCAUUUUCAGGGGGAGGACUAGAUAUGGAUGACGUCAUUUCAACCCCUAUAUAGCUUUUUUAUUUUUGCCAAAACUACUACUACUUCUUCUCCUCCUCCUCCCCUGCUGGACUUGCACAAUGCAGCACACACCAUUAAGUCAAGUGGUUUCUGUGUUGAUUUUGUAUAUUUCUUUAUUUAUAUUUAUUGAUUUGGUAACACUGUCUUUGAGUCACAUGUAGUAAUGCAUUAUGAAGUCUCAUAAAGGCUAUUUAAGGAGUUAUGAGCUGUUAUGAAUGCUUAUAAAUAAAUGUUUUAUUUAACCUUUAUUUAACCAGGAAAAGCCCAUUCUUAUAGUCCAUUAUGGGUGUGAAAGAAGGCUCUAUGAAUGCAUUAUAUAGACGCAGGUGGUUAAUGGUGUUGCCAUGGAUUUGUUGUUUUUGUUACAGUUUGGCAAUCCUAAGUAAGACAGCACUGUAGAACACACAACCUGUAGCGUAAUGACAUGAUGCCCCCUUUGUUCCUGCUCUGGUGAUACGAUGUACUUAGAACCAUAGAAAUAGAAUGACUAAAAUAGUCAAUCUAUAGCCAUUAUAUUUCUAUGCUUGGAAUCAACACUUAUGUCAGACAUGGGGGGAAGGAAACAUGUCCACAUUGAAAAGACUUGAAUCUGGAUUUUAAAGUAAAAAUGUUAACAUUUUAUUAUUGGGUAAUGGUAUAUUUCUUUACAAUUUCAUUUCUUGUGCCAUCUUUUGGUUGUGUUUUUUGCUUGCCUCACCGGACGACCUUACCUGUUAAUGGAUUUUUCUUGUUUGUCUCUGUUUACAACCAUGUAUUUAUUAAGCUUAUUGUAGUGUUGCAUUCUGUAAAUGACGGAUUCUUACUCUAUCAUCUGAUGGUGUUGGUGUAUUUGGAAAACCUCUUGUUGAGAGAAUGUUUAUUAUGAUCCAUACUUACCCAAUGUAUAAAUCUCUUCUGUACAAAAAUGAUAAAAGUGAAUGAAAUUAAAUGAAACGUCACCUCAGAGCUUUUUCAUGGGGGCACCAGGGGAGUGAGCCUAACUAUACCAGGGUUGUAUUCACUAGGCACCAAACGGAAGAAAACUGACUGAAACAGGGAGGGACUACCUGAACUUUUCCAAUAAGAAAGAUUUGUUUUCGUUUUCCGUUUCAAAACGUUUUGCUACG